Caenorhabditis briggsae is the source of this 1032-nucleotide messenger RNA. It is a transcript of the gene Cbr-mnat-1, whose product is annotated as Protein CBR-MNAT-1. Gene Ontology annotation, cellular component: transcription factor TFIIH holo complex. NCBI's taxonomy places the organism in Eukaryota, Metazoa, Nematoda, Chromadorea, Rhabditida, Rhabditidae. Gene Ontology annotation, biological process: regulation of transcription by RNA polymerase II; DNA repair; regulation of cyclin-dependent protein serine/threonine kinase activity. The record is from RefSeq and is a predicted model, not a curated record.
AUGAGAGAGUGCAAAAAGUGCAAGUCGAACGAGUACACCAACAAGCAGCUCGUGAUGAUGAUCAACGAGUGUGGACAUCCGCUGUGCAAAAACUGUGUGGACAACAUCUACGCACUGAACAGCGGCAAUUGCCACGUCUGCAAUCGUCUUCUGCGAAAAAACGGCUUUCGAGAGCAGAUUUACGACGAUCCGCUUAUCGAUAAGGAGACUUUUCUGAGAAGAAAGCUGCGAAAAAUCUAUAAUCUCAAACAGGACGAUUUUGAGACACUGAGAGAGUUUGGCGACUAUCAGGAGAGGAUUGCUGGAAAUGAGCUGAAAAUAGCCAAAUUGGCUGAAAAUUGGGCAAAAAAUGGCAAUGAGCUAGAAUGGUACACAAAAAUAACUGAAAAUUGCAGAUUCGAGACGCUCGUCUACAAUUUGGUGUUCGAAACGGACGUCGUUGAGACGAACGCCGAGAUUCAGGCGUUCGAGGAAAAGCACAAGGAGCAAAUUGAUCGAAAUAAGAGAAGACUCGACGAGGACCAAAAAUGGAUCGAAGAUCAGCUUCGUGAGGAGCGGGCCAUGAAAAGCCGCUUGGUGGAGCAUAUGGAGACGGAUGCGCGCGAAAAGGAGAAUACGACUGCCGUGACGGAUACUCGAGCCAUCAUGGAUGAGCUCCGGGAUUCCAACGUGGCCGCCGAGGUGAUUCUGGAUCGUGAACGAAAGAAACAGAUUGAGAAGGAGCUGGAGGAGAAGGAUGAGCAAGAAAAGAGGAAAAGAAGGAAUAAGGAAAUGCUCCAGACGCGGAAACGGGCUGCGGAGAAUAUGUCGUUUAAUACGGUCAUUCGCAUUGCUGGCAGGGCUUAUGUUCAUCAGCCACUGGAACUCGUCAUCAACGGACCGCCAAUGCCAAAUUCGGCUGAAAUCGAAUCGAUGGGCUAUUUGGCACAUAUUCGUGCCGCUUCUCAGGACCUCAUCGCUGGCGGCUAUACAUCUGCGCUCGGCUGCUCUCGUGCCCUCUUCGAGGCACGCAUCGAUUUGUUCGCCUUCUAA